Molecule: messenger RNA, 1797 nt
Organism: Hyaloscypha bicolor E
Lineage: Eukaryota; Fungi; Ascomycota; Leotiomycetes; Helotiales; Hyaloscyphaceae
Exons: 1
Coding region: 1-1797 (598 amino acids)
Source: RefSeq, a predicted model, not a curated record
AUGGCCUUCCGCCAGCCCACCUACCACGCUCCGCAACGCAUCUAUACCCCUCCCUCCGUCGAUACACAAGCACAAGCACAAGCGCACCCCACCAUCCAACCUGCCACACAGCCUCAAAACCUCGCCGACUCCCAAGAAUGGAUCCUCUUCUCCCCGGCCGCGGAAUCGACAACCGACCGCACGUACACGACCUCCACUACACGAACUCGAACCGCUGGCAGGAGCAGAAUAAGUGAUUUCGGGAGCUUGGAUACUGCGGCGAGAAGCUAUGGGUAUGAUGAAGAUGGGGAGGAGGCCAUAGAGGAGGAGGAAGAGGAUGGCGAGUUGGAUAGUCUGGAUAGUCAUCUGCAUGAGUUUAGGGAGCCGAGUUUGUAUAGACAAGCGGAGGCUAGUGGCACUGUUUUGCCGACUCAUGAUGGCCUCGGGAGUUUUAGGCUCGAUCAGAUGGGCAUGGGAGAGGAGGUGCAGGAGCAUUUGUAUGCGUUUGAGAGGUUUAAUCCCAGGAGGGUGAAGAGGAGACGAGAGAGUGUUGACUUGGGGAUGCUGGAGCUGGAGAGUGAGAGGGCCGCGGAGGCGGAGAGGACGAGGAGGAUUGAGACGUGGAGGAUGGAACAGAGUCGGUUGUUGGUGGACGAGAUACAGAGGGAGACGAGGAGAAGGAAACAAUCGAUGUCUACUCAGAGAGAAAGCAUCCUUGCGGAUAGGGAGCAGGAGGAUGUUGCUACAUUGAGUAAUGUGGAUUUUGGCUCUGAGCAGGAUGAAGUUCCUGGUGAUGAGAACGAGAGCUUCUGGAACAGGAUCACUAGGAGGGUCAUUCGAGAUCUGAUGGGUAUCGACGAUGACCUACUGUCAAUAAUCUUCGGCGAAGCUCUUCCCCAAGCAGACGACCUCUCAACUACUCCGCCGGUGGAAGAAGCCGGCAGCAUCAUUGCUGCCAACCGCUACGACCAAUCUUCAUGGGAGUUCCGAGUCCUCGAACGAAUAGCCCGCGAGGUUGGGAUCCUCGUAAACCAGAUAUCGGACCACCCAGGUGCCUUCUCGACAUACCUACACUCCCAACAGACGCCCCUCCCUUACGCCGGCCUUCCCGUCAUCCCAGAGACAGCAAGAGAUGUCCCAACUACCACCAACCCAGAAGAGUCAACAUUUACUUCCACGACAGGCCCUCAAUUUCUCCCAACCCUCCAAACCACUCAACCGGUAUCAAUCCCCAUCCCAACACCAACAACCUCUCUCGCCUCACCUCUUCCCCUCGAAGAUCCAGACUCCACACCCCGCCCUCCAAAUCCCCUUUCUCAACCCCUAACCCGCGAAGAGUGGGAGCGCGACCUCGACCUAAAAAUGGUUUUCCGCUACCUCCGUUCCCGCUUCGUCUCUAAAUUCCGCUCCUCGCCUCCCACAGAUUUAGGCUUCACAGCAGGAAUAGGAGGAACAAGCCACCUCGCAACAGCAAGCACAGCCGACACCGCCGCCCGCGCAGCAAGAGUAAGGCAACAUCAUCCGCUCGUCACGAGGCAAAAAUCCAAUACAGAGAGGGAUCGGAGGAGGAGUAUUGAGAGGUGGACGUGGAAACCCAGUAUUCCUACUGGCGGAAGUGCAUCGGGAAUUGCAGGCGGGGGGCUGAUGGGCCAUGUGAGGAGAGGGAGCAGUAGUUGCGCUAGUGAGAGGUUGAGUGCCAAGGGGCUGGGAAAGAGGAGUGGGAGUUCGAGGCAUUAUUGGGAUUUUGGGGGGCAGAGUGUGGGGAGUGGGAGUUUGGUCGCGGGCGUGGGGGGCAUGGGGAGUUGGGGCGAGGUAUGA